GAUAAGUCGUCGGAUGAAACAACAUACUAAAUGUAAAGAAACAAAAUUUUACAAGAUUUUUUUGACAAAUUCAGAAACUUAUUAAUAGAAAAAAAACGCCAAAAAACAAACAAACCUCGGGCAGCGUGUCAAUUACAAAGUUUGAUAAGCUGUGUUCCUACUUCCGUUCUACUCCCUGAAUAUGAAAAUGGUACGCUCCAACCGCCGUAAGGUGAUCGAAGAGGUAUAUGGCUCCAAGCUGGAUGCUAUACAUCCGGUCAAGUCGCAGGCGCUGCCCUUACUAGGCAUUGCGGGUGGGGGCGGAGCAGGUGCCACUGGAUUGGCUCACUUGCGUCCGCCUGACACUCGCAUUCAGAGCAGCUAUAUGACCGACAACGACUACUACAUUCAGACGAACAUGCCCCUGACGGCGAAAAACCUACGCAAUAACUCGAAUAUCUUGACGAACGCCCAGCCAUCGCCAUACAGCAACAUGAAUACGCAACGCAGCAACAUUGGAGGCAAGAUCAGCGGACGUCAGCCCCAACAGCAUAAGGUCGCACAUUUGACGCUGCCCGAGGGUAAGGUUAACAACAGUGUCUACGGCUUGGCUCCCAAGCCCAAAGAGCAUCCGCAUCAGCAACGCUACGGCUGCGCACUCAGCAAGUCUGUCACACAACGCAGCAACUAUAGCGCCAUAGAAGUCAAAAACAAUAACAACGCUGACACGGAGCUCUCCAACAAGGAGCUGAUACACCAGAGCGGCAAGAGCGGUUCGAUCAACAAACGUCGCUCGCAUCAGCACACACACCGCAUGCCUAUGGAGAUGCCAAUACAAAUGGCUGUGAUGCCGCAUCCACCACAGCACCAGUUGCAUCAGCAACAGCUGACCCAUCACAGUAACAGCAAUCACCAGCAUCAGAAUGUAGCACAUACAAAUGGAAACACACACACGCCCCAGCAUCCUCAUCAAAAACAUACAUGUCCACGCCAGUCACAGUCGUCCAGCCAGCCCCAGGUGAGUGCCGCCGAUGAUGAGGAUAAGGACGAUGAUCCCGAGGAGUUUUUCGAACUGAUACGUCAAACAGUACAAACAGCCAUAGGGAACACCAUCAAUGAUACGCUGUUCAAGAGCUUUCGUGAUCUUGGAACCAAGAUCGAACGCUUUUCCGGGGAGCUUAAGCAAACAAACGACAAAUUUGAGAAGCUGCAGGAGACGGUUACCGGAAAGCUCGUUCACUACGGCGAGGAGAGCUCGCGCCACUUCCGGUAUCUGUGCAUGAAAUCCGAGUACGAUAAAAUGUUCUUCCAGCACCAGGCGAUGCUGAGCAAUCAGACCGCGGACUCGAGCAAUCCAUCGCAGCAAAAUUUUGCUGCCAUUGGUGUUGCACCUUCGCUUGGGGGCACUGUUCGUCCCAUGUCCAACCAGAAGUUCAUUAGCAAAGCGCCCAAACAUACCCAAACGGCCCAAGACCGCGGCAAGCUGCCCACAGGCAAUGGUAAUACCAACAAAGUGCAGAAUCCUUGUGCAUACCGCACCACUUCGAAAGCGCCGCACCAGCAGCAGACCCCUCCUGAGCCUCACAAGUCAUCGGAUCAGAUCGUCGGUCAAUCCUCGCACUUGGGAGUGGCCGAAGUGUUGGGGCACAUACAACGCAUCUGCACACAGAUGCAGCAAAAUGAUAUGGGCCAGCAGAAUGAAAACCACUUGCCCCCCGAUGCAUUCAAUAAACUGGAGGCGAGCCUGGUCGCCAAGGCCAAAUCGAAUGCCGCUCUCGGCAUUGGUGGAGCCAAGCACAAGGUGCUUGCUGCGGGUGCGGUGAAGAAUGAGGGAAAGCUACUGGUUGACAGUUUGGAUGAGGCCUACUCCGAAACGGAAGACUUUGCCAUGUACUAUGAUGAAUCGUCCUCAUGCAGCGACGACGACGACUGUGGCCUGAAAUACCCUAGUGGAGCUGUCACCUCUCGUGCACCGGCGCCAGUCAACCCGUUCCGCAGGCAGUCCAACAAUGGAGCCGGGGAUGGGCAAUAGCUUCUCCAUGUUCAAUGGGAAAUCUCCAACCUGAUCAGACAAACAAUAUACUAAAAUAUUCUUUGGGUUUCGUCUAAAAUGUUUCCACAAAUUUAACGAGAAAUUAACGUGUUUACUACAUAUAUACAAAUAUUUUCAUGUGUUCAUUUGAAUUUUC
Molecule: messenger RNA, 2168 nt
Organism: Drosophila guanche
Lineage: Eukaryota; Metazoa; Arthropoda; Insecta; Diptera; Drosophilidae
Exons: 3
Coding region: 182-2011 (609 amino acids)
Source: RefSeq, a predicted model, not a curated record